AUGACUCUGAUACUGACGUUCGUGGAAUUGUUGCAGAGUCAUUGGCAUUCAUUGGAGAUGUGGUGGAUAUUGAAAUGGUCUAAAACAGUAUUUGGCCAAAGUUUCUCUGCUUGCUCAGAGAUCCUGACGACAGAAUACAUGCCGCGACGCUAA
This is a messenger RNA of Chondrus crispus (carragheen), 153 nucleotides long. RefSeq lists its product as hypothetical. Bases 1 to 153 code for a protein of 50 amino acids. Lineage: Eukaryota; Rhodophyta; Florideophyceae; Gigartinales; Gigartinaceae. The record is from RefSeq and is a predicted model, not a curated record. The transcript has a single exon.